CAAAAACCAAAUUUCCAUUGAAGUUCAAAUGACAGCUUCUUCUUCUUGUCUUUCAUCUUCUUCAUCAACUUCAUCGACAACAGAUCCAACCAUUUUCCCUACCAACCUUCAAAAUUCGAAAAAUGUCAUCAACCCAACAGCCAUCAUCCUCUUCAUCAUCCAGAAAACAAACCCUUUUCAUAGCUUUACUUGUAAUCCUAUGGUACUCCUCAAACAUUGGAGUUCUUCUCCUAAACAAGUACUUACUUUCGAAUUAUGGUUUCAAAUUCCCAAUCUUUUUAACGAUGUGUCACAUGUCAGCUUGUGCUUUCCUCAGUUACAUCUCCAUUGUGUUCAUGAAACUCGUCCCUCUUCAACCAAUUAAAUCCAGGCCUCAGCUUUUAAAGAUUACAACUCUAAGUGUUGUCUUUUGUGUUUCAGUUGUUGGAGGUAACAUUUCUUUAAGGUACCUCCCUGUGUCUUUUAACCAGGCUGUUGGUGCUACCACACCAUUUUUCACUGCCUUGUUUGCUUACUUGAUGACUUUCAAGAGAGAAGCCUGGGUUACUUAUGCUGCUCUUGUUCCUGUUGUAACUGGGGUUGUCAUUGCUAGUGGGGGUGAACCAGGUUUUCACUGGUUUGGGUUCAUUAUGUGCAUAAGUGCAACUGCUGCAAGGGCCUUCAAGUCUGUUCUUCAGGGUAUCCUGCUUUCUUCGGAAGGGGAAAAGUUGAACUCGAUGAAUUUGCUACUCUAUAUGUCCCCAAUUGCAGUUCUAGUUUUAGUGCCAGCGGCACUCAUAAUGGAGCCCAAUGUGUUAGAAGUCAUCUUAUCACUUGGAAGACAGCAUAGGUACAUGUGGCUGCUUCUUCUAGUUAAUUCAACAAUGGCAUAUGCAGCUAACUUGUCGAACUUCUUGGUGACUAAACAUACAAGUGCUUUAACACUCCAGGUAUUAGGCAAUGCAAAAGGUGCUGUGGCUGUUGUUAUCUCAAUACUUAUGUUCAGAAAUCCUGUCACGGUUGUUGGCAUCGCUGGUUAUAUGAUGACCGUCCUUGGUGUUGUUGCUUAUGGAGAAGCAAAGCGUCGGUUCAGAUAAGUGAUUCAUCAUAUUUACCAAUUUUCUUUUUAGCUGACCUGCGAAUAUCGUGCUUCCAUGAAGAGCAUAGUGAAGUUAAACGGUAGAUUCUUGGUAAAAAACAUCUAGUAGAGAAUGUGAGAGUGAGAGAUUUUCUAAUUUAUCCUGCAAUGUUACUUUAAUCGCCAACACAGGAAUAUUUUCCCUUGUAUCAGAUGCUCUAUUCUUAUUUAUUUGGGAAACCUUCCUAUUCGUUAGCUUCAUCCAUUAUGCUUUUUGGCUUUU
Molecule: messenger RNA, 1340 nt
Organism: Durio zibethinus
Lineage: Eukaryota; Viridiplantae; Streptophyta; Magnoliopsida; Malvales; Malvaceae
Product: UDP-URONIC ACID TRANSPORTER 1-like
Source: RefSeq, a predicted model, not a curated record